AUGGCGUCUGAUUUAGUGGGCGGCACCAGGUGGUCAGGGUGGUGGCGUCAGGCACGUGGCACACCCCUCACUCCACCUCCACCCACCCCACGCAAGCUCAAGAGGACCAACCAGCCCCCACGCAAGCUGGGGACCAGCCAGCCCCCACGCAAGCUCAAGGGGACCAGCCAGCCCCCACGCAGCUCAAGGGGACCAGCCAGCCCCCACGCAAGCCAAGGGACCAGCCAGCCCCACUCAGCCAGGGGACCAGCCUGCCCCCACGCAAGCUCAAGGGACCAGCCUGCCCCCACGCAGCUCAAGGGACCAGCCAGCCCCCACUCAAGCCGGGACCAGCCUGCCCCACGCUCAAGGGACCAGCCAGCCACGCAACUAAGGGACCAGCCUGCCCCCACGCAAGCUCAAGGGGACCAGCCAGCCCCCACGCAAGCUCAAGGGGACCAGCCAGCCGCCACGCAAGCUCAAGGGGACCAGCCUGCCCCCACGCAAGCUCAAGGGGACCAGCCAGCCGCCACGCAAGCUCAAGGGACCAGCUCCCCACGCAAGCUCAAGGGACCAGCCAGCCCCACGCAAGCCAAGUGGACCAGCCAGCCCCCACUCAAGCUCAAGGGGACCAGCCAGCCGCCACGCAAGCUCAAGGGGACCAGCCAGCCCCACGACCAGCCAGCCCCCACUCAAGCUCAAGGGGACCAGCCUGCCCCCACGCAAGCUCAAGGGACCAGCCUGCCCCCACGCAAGCCUGGGACCAGCUUGCCCCCACGCAGGCUCAAGGGGACCAGCCUGCCCCCACGCAGCUCAAGGACCAGCCUGCCCCCACGCAAGCUCAGGGAUCAACCAGCCCCACGCAAGCUCAUGGGACCAACAGCCACCAGCCAGGGACCAGCCUGCCCCCACGCAAGCUCGGGCAGCCAGCCCCACGCAAGCUCAUGGGGACCAACCAUCCAGCCACACACUAAUCUUAAGAAGGGAGACUGGAAUGGGGCUAAUGGGGAAUGGAACUAA
Homarus americanus (American lobster) is the source of this 999-nucleotide messenger RNA. RefSeq names its product skin secretory protein xP2-like. NCBI's taxonomy places the organism in Eukaryota, Metazoa, Arthropoda, Malacostraca, Decapoda, Nephropidae. Bases 1 to 999 code for a protein of 332 amino acids. The record is from RefSeq and is a predicted model, not a curated record. The transcript has 2 exons.